AUGCUGCGUUCAACGUUUUCGCACAUCUCUAAGAGAUUCAGUAGUAGCAAGGUUUCCUCUGAAUAUUUGCAGAGCCUUUUACAACGUGUCCAAGAAGUCAAGAUCCUUUCUCAUAGAAAUUUGGACAAUAGAUCCAGAAACAGACCUCAAAAGGCAAGUUCUCAGGGUAAUACUAGACCAAGGAAACCUAGGAACCAUAUGAACCAUGCUAACCUGAAGUCGCAAACUGGCAGGAAUAUUAUUUCUACGUCUAAAGUUAAUUCGAGCGUUAAACGUAGAAGUCCAAAACUGAAGGAAUAUGCUGAUAACAAUAACAUAUAUAAUGAUUUGGUUAGCAAUAUUAGUGACAAGGCUCGGAAAACAUCUGCCCAUGGUAAACAGGUUAAAAGCUCCGGGAAAAUGUCUAAAAAAACCGUUCCAGGAUUAAUAAUGAAGAAGCAGAAUGUUAAUAAUGAGCUUCAAAUGUUUUCUCAUUCUGAGAACUAUUGUCCAAGUGUUCCAACACGGUUAUCCUUAUUGAAAUAUAUGCCAAAUUUGGGUAUUAAUUACUCGUCUAAAUUAACAAAUUAUGCUGUUGAAAGUCUGAAAGAGUCUAGAUUUCCAUUCCAUAGGCCUUUUAACAGUGGUAUGUCUUCGACUGAUCAAGGUAGUAUUACGAACGAAAGAGUGAUUUUAAAGCCACAAGAUAACGGCAUGGUGAAACUAGACAAAGAACCACUAACGGAAAACUUCAAAGUUCCUUUAGAUUAUGAGUAUUUAAAAAGUUUUGUUAAGGGCAGAUAUGAAGAAUUGGAUCCGUAUACCGCGGAUGCAUUUGCAGAAAUAGUGAAUACCAAGAGUAGGCAAAAAGAACUGUUAGCCAAUAGUGAAAUCGUUAGGCUUAGCGUACAACAAAGUAAUAUGAAGGUCGAUCAGAGAAAGUUAUUGUUUGAAGUCUGUAGUGGACUUAAAAAGGUUUCAGCACUGAAACAGUAA
This is a messenger RNA of Eremothecium cymbalariae DBVPG#7215, 975 nucleotides long. RefSeq names its product mitochondrial 37S ribosomal protein mS46 RSM28 (gene RSM28). The transcript has a single exon. Lineage: Eukaryota; Fungi; Ascomycota; Saccharomycetes; Saccharomycetales; Saccharomycetaceae. The record is from RefSeq and is a predicted model, not a curated record. Bases 1 to 975 code for a protein of 324 amino acids.